Molecule: messenger RNA, 4893 nt
Organism: Lates calcarifer (barramundi perch)
Lineage: Eukaryota; Metazoa; Chordata; Actinopteri; Centropomidae
Gene: kcnc1b
Product: potassium voltage-gated channel, Shaw-related subfamily, member 1b
Exons: 4
Coding region: 1041-2834 (597 amino acids)
Biological process (GO): protein homooligomerization; potassium ion transmembrane transport
Cellular component (GO): voltage-gated potassium channel complex; neuronal cell body membrane; dendrite membrane
Molecular function (GO): protein binding; delayed rectifier potassium channel activity
Source: RefSeq, a predicted model, not a curated record
GAAUGAGAAGAAAAAUUGGGCAGCGACUACGCUUUCAAAAGACCUAAUUGGAGAACUUGACAGCACGUUUUAAUAAACGCAGGGUCCUCCACUGGGCAUGCUCCAUCUGAUUUGAGAGGAGAGCUGGGCACGGUGUGAAUAACUGGCAGUUUGGGCGUAUUUUUUAUGAGGAGGCUCUGUCGCCCUCUCAUCUUUGAUUUUCCUUUUUUUUUGUUUGAUCACGCAGCACUGAAUCGAGACGCACAUUUUCCUCCCCGUCCCUCACAGACUGUGUGGAUGUUUUCUUCUCCACGACGCAUGAAUGACAAGGAAAGUCUCAGGGGCAGGGGAGCAUCUCCGCGCUGAGACAAAGACCUGCCCUAGGCUAUAGCGGGCGAGAGCGUCGGUAAACGCAGUGAGAGAGAGCGGGGCUGAGCGUCGGUGUGAAGGAGGUGAGUCUGUAGGCAGCAACAGAGGAGGGACUGAAGCAGCACCGAGUCCCCCCCACCCCACCCCACCAGGAGCCUGCCGGACAAGCGCUGUCCGCUCAGCACCACCGCAGUCACCUUGCUGUGAAAGUCAUAAACCUGCUCAGGACUGAUCUGAUCAAUUACCACAACCUGGGGAGUCCAAAGAGCUGGAUUUACUCUGCUGGCAAAGGGGGGAAACAUCACCAGCGUUUGUCCUUUAAUCUCGACAUCUUGGAUUUACCGACGAUGUGACGUCCAUUCUUAAUGUGAUGCCAUUGGCUGCGAUCAUUUUUGGAUUUCGAUUCUAUACCCUCCAGUGAGUCUGGCAGCUCUAAGCGUUUAUGAUCCUCCAGUUGCAUGACAGUAGAAAAUAACAAGGUUUUCUUUAAUAGAGGGAAUGUAGCCUGAUGCGCGUCAAGCAGCCCCGAUUUCUUUUCAUAGUCAGGUGAGACAGGACAGGUUCCUUUGCGCGCUGAUUUCCUUAUGUAAUUGUUUCCUUCGGUCGCUUCACUGCUGUGCGUGGUGGCACGGUGCGCUUAGACUUACCUUUGCGAUGAAGGGAACUUAUUGGAGAAAUGCCUAAGGGACGCAAUGGGCCUGAGCGACGACAAGGAUCGCAUUGUGAUAAACGUGGGAGGGAUCAGACAUCAGACAUACCGCAGCACCCUGCGCACCCUACCUGGCACUCGCUUGUCUUGGCUGGCCGAGCCUGAUGCACCCAACCACUUUGACUAUGAUGCCAAGAUCGAGGAGUUUUUCUUCGACCGCCACCCCGGCGUUUUUGCACAUAUCCUCAAUUACUACAGGACAGGUAAACUGCACUGCCCGGCUGAUGUCUGCGGGCCCCUCUAUGAGGAAGAACUGGCCUUCUGGGGCAUUGAUGAGACAGACGUGGAGCCAUGCUGCUGGAUGACCUAUCGCCAGCACCGGGAGGCAGAGGAGGCCCUUGAUAGUUUCGGCGGGGGGGGACUGUUAGACCUGGGGAGCGAUGAUCCUGAGCCGGAGCCAGAGCACGCCGAGGAUGAUGUGGAUGAAAUGACAAGAAGGCUGGCGCAGGGAGACUCUCCUGAUGCCAGGAGUGGGAGCCUGUGGAGCCGGUGGCAGAAACAUGUUUGGGCCCUGUUUGAGGACCCUUACUCAUCUAAAUAUGCAAGGUGGGUGGCUCUGGCCUCGCUGUUCUUUAUUCUGGUGUCCAUCACCACCUUCUGUCUGGAGACCCACGAGGCCUUCAACCCCAUCAUCAACCGCACUGAGCUGGAGCUGGUGGACAACAUCACAGUGGAGCACACGUACCAGGAGACUGAGACUGCGGCCUACCUCACCUACAUCGAGGGCGUGUGUGUGGUGUGGUUCACUUUUGAAUUUCUAAUGCGAAUAACUUUCUGCCCGAAUAAAUUCGACUUCAUUCGGAACGCCCUGAACAUCAUCGACUUUGUGGCCAUCCUGCCCUUCUACCUGGAGGUGGGUCUCAGCGGGCUCUCCUCCAAGGCAGCUAAGGACGUGCUGGGUUUCCUGAGAGUGGUCCGCUUUGUGCGGAUCCUGCGUAUCUUCAAGCUGACACGUCACUUUGUGGGGCUGAGGGUGCUGGGCCACACGCUAAGGGCCAGCACCAACGAGUUCCUGCUCCUCAUCAUCUUCCUCGCUCUCGGUGUCCUCAUCUUUGCCACCAUGAUCUACUACGCUGAACGGAUUGGAGCUAACCCCAAUGACCCUCGAGCUAGCGACCACACGCAAUUCAAGAACAUCCCGAUCGGAUUCUGGUGGGCUGUGGUGACCAUGACGACCCUUGGCUAUGGAGAUAUGUACCCUCAGACGACCUCCGGAAUGCUGGUCGGAGCCCUGUGUGCCCUGGCAGGUGUGCUGACCAUCGCCAUGCCCGUCCCUGUGAUUGUUAACAACUUUGGAAUGUAUUACUCGCUGGCCAUGGCAAAACAGAAACUACCAAAGAAAAAAAAUAGGCAUAUCCCUCGGGCUCCCCAACCAGGUUCUCCCAACUUCUGUAAGUCAAGCAUCAGCUCCCAACACCAGAGCCCCAUUGCCCAUGACGACGUUUUCGAGAUAAAGUUUCAAGAUUCCAAGCUGAACGGUGAGGCAGCUAACGCAGCUCUGGCCAAUGAAGAUUGCCCUCAUAUAGACCAGGCCAUAUCUCCAGAGGAAAUCUUCAGCCCCAGCGAGAGAGAGCGGCCCUGCUUCCUGGUCACCACUGCAGAACGCCCCAACCACACAGGGGGCAGAGUGAGGAGGGGUUAUGAAAAGCCUUGGAGCCUUAACAGCAUGUCUGGCAUGAGCGGGGAUGCCUCUGGAGUGUCCUCAGUGUCCGCCCUGCCCUGCAGCCCACCCUGUCUAAUGCAGCACUCACAUUCUCCCAUCCCAUCCAUUAUGUAGCAUGGUUGAGUAGCAGACACAAUGCCAUUGGAAGGCCAGUCCACACUCCUCCUUCUUACCUUUCCUGUCAGAUUUUGCUUUUACACUUGCCUUCGCUCCUGCUUUUUUUCCAUUUUUAUUUCUUUUUUUUUCUGGAAAACUGUAUCUUAACUGUGCUAAUACUCGAGCUUCCCAAGUGUUCUCCUUGGGUGUGUCAUCAUAUCCUAGACUAGAAAACAUUGGCACAUGCCACUCUGCAUGGGUCACCUCAGUUGCAGACAAAGCACUGUUCUACUUCUACCACAGGCUAACUCCACUCUUUCCCUGUGUUUACAUCAUUGCCUGUUGCUCUGUUGCUUUUGAUCUCGCAUACUCUUCUGCAAAUAACUUUUAUCUCAUCUGCUUUUUACAAUUUUGUGAAAGAAAUUUUCAUAAGAUGUAACCCCCUGCUAACAAUAUGCUGGACAUUAACAAUACAUGGCUUUUAAACAUAUCCAAAAGGUACCAUUGCCAGCUGUUAAGGGAACUCCUCUUAAGUGCUUUGUACGUUGCAAAGUAGAGACGUUAUCAUUCUUAAAGUGCAAUCCAGACAAGACUUAAUGUUAUCUGAGUGGCCAUUUCAAAAAAAGAAAAGAAAAAAAUUAACAUGAUGUUCAUGAUGUCCAAUGCAAUAUGGAGAUGAUGACAAUUCCUAUGAUACUAGUGAUGAAUACAUCUAAUGUCAAAAGAACUAAAACUGUUUGUUCAUUUGCAUGAACUGCAUGAGAAAUUUUGUUCAACAAGAAGCUAACUGUAUCGCAGUACCUGUAAGAAAAAAAAACAAAAAACGUUUUUCUUUCAAAAGCUUCUAAAGCUUUGUCAUUUUUUAUGCAUUUUGAGACAGCUUUACAAGAGACUCAGUCAUAGCAGAGAUUUUUAUGUAGCUGCCAUUCUUUGCCUUUCCCCAAAUUCAUAUAUUUAUUUUCUUGUAUUUAUUUGACUGGGGCCUCCAACUAAAAUAGUGUGAUUUAACUUGAACAAUCUGUCAUAAAGCCAACUAAUGCUGUUAUGAGCAUAAGUAGUUUUUAUACAAAUAUAUUUAGUGGUAGUUAUGAGUUUUUAAAUAAUAUCGGUAGUCCGCAGCAAUUUCAGUGACUGCUGUGAUGCCUAAAUUAAGGCACGACUCAUGAAUUAUUAAACAACGGUGCCUUCGUACCAGGUGAGGCAAAGCAAAAGUGAGUAAUAAAUUGACAUGAUAUUACAUAAAGUGCUCCCUGUGUAGCAUCAAUACACUUUAUACCAUGCUCAUAACAGUGUAACGAAAGCUUUAUUUUACAAGGUGCACCUUGUACCUUUUGCACCACCAUCGUACCCUUAUUCACAGUAAAUAUGCCCUCUUGGUUAUUAUUGUCACACCACACACUAGGAUUUAACCUUUAGUAGGAUACAUUACUCAAAGGAAAAAAAAACACCAGAAAAUACUGACUUAAAAAGUCCCCAACUCAAGAAAAUUUUUGUAUGAUAAAGCACAAAAUAUUAUGAAAGGGGGCCAGGCAACUUUACAGAGCCAAAAUAUAUCGAGUUAUGAUCAACCAGAGAUGUCAUGAUGACUCCUGCAGUAUGUAUGUCUAUUGAUUUAAAACAUCAAUACUGUUACUGUUACAUGUAUUGAUACUGUCCCAAUAAUUAUGCACAAUUCUUUCAGGGCACUUUAACAAAUUUUAUGUUGACCAAUCAAAAAUGUUAAUUUCUAUAAGAAGAUAUAAGAAGUAUAGCAACUCAUCUAAGUUUUGUUUUUAUUCUGAAUGAGCAGAGUUUCACAUUUCGAGUCAUGUCUCUUGUGGUAAUUAAUGGACGUUAUAUAUUUCAAAAAAAAAGAAGAAAAAAAACUUGUGAAGAUUUGAUGUGAAGAGAUGCAGGUGAAUUAUAUGCUCAUGCAAUUCAAGUGAAAAAAAAAAGAAGUACAGUACGACACAGUAUGGGAUGUGGGUCUACUUGGGGAAAGGUAAAUGCAUGUAUUUUACAUUUAUGCAACAGAAAAGUAUUCAAAUAAAAUAUGUAAAUAUAAGUCCUUGCAUGAAAUAAAUUUUAUACACAACGA